Molecule: messenger RNA, 1068 nt
Organism: Coniophora puteana RWD-64-598 SS2
Lineage: Eukaryota; Fungi; Basidiomycota; Agaricomycetes; Boletales; Coniophoraceae
Exons: 3
Coding region: 1-1068 (355 amino acids)
Molecular function (GO): protein binding
Source: RefSeq, a predicted model, not a curated record
AUGACUGUUGCGGCCGAUUUCAGCACUAACAGACACUCUACUCCGAUCAUCAAGCAGCCCGUCACAGAAAGUCCUCCGGUCAGGCACGCUGAUCUCUGCUUUAACGAUGGAAAUGUCGCCGUCCUUGCCGCGGAGCAGCUCUUCAUCGUCCACAGAGGCCUUCUCUCCAGAAACUCAGACAUCUUCAGGAGACUGCUUGAAUCUACGGAUUCUGCUUGCGAUGAACUCGAAGGACGGCCUGUACUCCGCCUCUCUGAUCGUCCCGAUUACGUCUCGUACUUGCUCCGAGCCCUAUACGAUGGAAUCUCCUUCCUCGCGUACGAUGCCGAGGGGUUCCCUGUCCUUGCGGGCUUGCUUCGGCUGCUUACCAAAUACCAAAUAUUACGCAUCCGAGGCGACGUUCUUCGCGGCCUUGCUGCUAUAUGGCCCACGGCUCUUGCACAAUGGGAAGCUCGCGAAGGCAAUAUCACCGAUGCACAGGGGCUGUAUUCCCCCCAUAAGGUGUUCCCCCACCCAAUAGAUGUCAUCAAUCUGGCUCGGGAGAUAGGUUUUCAUCAAGUCCUUCCGGCGGCAAUGUACGACCUCUCUCGGUAUAAUCCUAGCGAUACCGCUGCUGGUCACCUCUCUUGGGAUGGCUCCAUGUCUAUGCUCACUCGCGAAGAUCUUUUGAAUGUGCUACGGGGCCGAGAGCACGCUUCGCGCUUCUUCUCUACCUUCAUCGUGAACGAGCUGGAAGGUCGGAAACCUUCUUCGUGGUGCUUCCGACGCAAGGACGACAAGAGCCAUGAGAGGCGUGCUUGUCAGAUCGCUUUUGAGGCUAUCACGUUCGAGUUACUCCGGGACGUCAAUGGCGUCAUCAGCAACCGUCCCUCCGACCCUCUCUACGCUAUAGCGGACGCUGAACUCAUCCAGCUCAAGGAUGAUUUAGUGGGCAACGAUGGACUUUCUGCCAUGAAGACCUGCGAGGCGUGCCGAGCUGAAUUCAGCGUUUCCGUGGAAGCUGUUCGAGAGGAGUUCUGGCGGAAGCUUCCGACUUGGUUUGGAGUUGAGGUCCCUAACUGGGGAUAA